AAACAUUUAGUGUAAUGUGGUCACAUCUCAUGGAAUUCCUCAAUCAAGUACCUUUUAUUUAGACAUGGCCGCCGAAGACAGUCAACAAGAUGAUGGCAUGGAAGCUAUUGGAUUUGGGUGCGUAAAUGAAGAAUUUAAGGAGAUAGAGGAAGUGAGAUCGCUCAUAAGUAAACUCACAGAUGUCUAUACAGAUCAAAUCGCAAUGGAAACGACCGUGGAAAGAUUUACAUUCAUAGUUGAUCAAUAUCAAGAACAGCCCCAUCUUAUCGAUCCACAUCUAGAGUCCCUUAUGAACCAGUUGCUGACAAUUGGGCGAAAUGUGAACACGCCACCAGCUUUACAAAAUCUUGCUUUUAAGAUGCUCUACCUCAUAACCAAGAUGCGGGGUGCCAAGGUGGUGGUACGUCUCUUUCCACAUGAAGUUGUGGACGUGGAACCUGUUCUUGCCCUGAUCACAAAACAGGACCCCACUGACUUUGAGGCUGCAGAGACGCGCUACAUGCUACUGCUGUGGAUGUCCAUGGCAUGCAUGAUCCCGUUUGACCUGUCACGGCUGGACAGUAACGCGCCCCAGGACAGCGGCGAUCACAAACUGCCCAUCAUGGACAGGAUCUAUAACGCUGCCAUGCGCUACCUGCUCGUGGUGGAGAAGUCCAGAGAUGCUGCCGCCUACCUGUUGUCCCGGUUCAUGACCCGACCUGACGUCAAGAAGAGGAAACUGCCUGAGUUCCUAGAUUGGGCCAUGGAAUACGUCGCCAAAGCUGAGUACACCACUUUACAGGGUGCCAUCAGUCUGACCGGUGUAUUGACAACAUUGGGUCUGUUGUUUAAACAUGGGAAAAGGGAAGAUCUCUUACAACAUGCUGGAAGAGUUUUGGAAGCAGUGACACAGUUAAGCCUCUUAGAGUGUGACAACAAUCGUUUGCGCAAGUGUGGGGUCAAGGUCACACAAAGGAUUGGCCUAACCUUUCUGAAGAGCAGGGUCGCAAAGUGGAGGUACCAGCGAGGCAGUCGGUCCCUGGCAGACAACUUGCAGCUGAGCAAGGAGGCAGUACAGCAGAGACAGGCCGUGUCCUCCACUGGGCCCCAGCAACCUGGGGAGGACGAUGAGGAUGAGGAGUUUGACAUACCUGAUGACAUUGAGAACGUCAUUGAACUGCUUCUAAUGUCCCUGAGAGACAAGGACACCAUUGUUAGAUGGUCAGCUGCAAAAGGUGUGGGUCGUAUAACAGGCCGGUUGCCAAGGGAACUAGCAGACGAGGUGGUUGGCUCCCUGCUUGGACUGUUCACUCUUCAGGAGAGUGAUGGGGCUUGGCAUGGAGGUUGCCUGGCGCUAGCAGAGCUGGGAAGGAGGGGGUUGCUGUUACCUGCCAGACUGCCUGAUGUGGUUCCCAUUGUGCUGAAGGCCCUGGCCUACGAUGAAAGGCGAGGUAACUUCUCAGUAGGAGCCCAUGUGCGUGAUGCAGCUUGCUACGUAUGCUGGGCCUUCGCUCGCGCCUACGACCCAGUGGAGAUAUCAAAAUAUGUGAACCAUAUUGCAAGCUCAUUAGUGAUAGCUUCCAUUUUCGACCGAGAGGUGAAUGUAAGAAGGGCUGCCUCAGCUGCCUUCCAAGAGAACGUGGGCAGACAGGGCACAUUUCCCCAGGGUAUUGACAUCCUGACAAUGGCUGACUAUUUUGCUGUCGGCAACAGGACCCACUGCUAUUUGGAGCUCAGUAUGUACAUUGCUCAGUUCUCCAACUACACAACUGACCUGAUAGACCAUCUGGUUGACAUCAAGGUACAUCACUGGGACAGUGCAAUUCGAGAGUUGACAUCAAAAGCUCUUCACAAUCUCACAGAGAAAGCCCCAGAACAUAUGGCAAAAUCAGUUCUCCCUCGGUUGCUGGUUCACACCACAGGACUGGAUCUUCAGUCCAGGCAUGGAAGCAUCUUGGCAGUGGCAGAAAUCACCUAUGCUCUCAGUAAACUGGCUGUCGAAAAGGGAGGAAGCGUUGUAGAUUCUAUUGGACUGGCUACUGUGAAUUCCAUUCGUGACAUUGCAAUAAAGCUGCAUGCUGGAAAGUUGUUCCGGGGAAUGGGUGGAGAGUUGAUGAGAAGGGCAGUCAGUUGUCUGGUGGAGAGAUGUUCCCUAGCACACUUGCCUUUACAUGGGGACUCAGUCAUAGACCUGUGGCAGGAGAUCCUUGAUGACUGUCUGAACCACUCUGAGCCCGAAAUACAGCUUGCUGCAGUGUCUGCUAUCCCUGCCCUGUGUUCAGAGUACUACCAAUCUACCCCGGGUGUGGCAGAUCACAGACGACAAGAAGUCCUCAUUGAAAAGUAUCUGCAUCAUCUACGAAGCUCUCAAGAAGUUUCCAGACAGGGUCACAGCCUAGCUCUUGGAGCCCUGCCCCAGUUCAUGUUGAGAGGCAAGCUGGGCCCAGUGCUGGCUGGGCUCAUACAUGCCACGGAGAUCACAGACAAGGAGCAGACAUGGGCUGAGGCCAGGCGCGAUGCAUUGAAGGCAAUCACAUGUAUAUGCAAGACGAUUGGUAUCAGUGGAGGUAGUGAUGUCACACAAUCAUUCUGUACUGGCAACAUGGGAGAGGUGUAUGAGGCAUUCCUGUGUGCUAUGAAGGAUUACACCCUGGACAGCAGGGGAGAUGUGGGCGCAUGGGUGCGUGAAGCCAGUAUGACAGGUCUGCAUGACAUAACAUCCUUGGUCAUGAAAUCCAGUCCUGAGCUGAUACAGCCUGCCGUGUGUUCACAUGUAAUGCAGUGUCUAGUACAGCAGUGCUGUGAGAAAAUAGACCGGACCAGGGCCCAUGCUGGAAACAUCUUCUCCUCAAUUUUGUACCAUGAUCCUGCUGUUCCUCAUAUUCCCCAUAGAGAGGACUUAUUGAAGGUGUUCUCAAAGGAGGAGGUUAGCAGUAUUAACUGGGCAGCCCCUGGGGACACUUUCCCUCUGUUUACCCAGCUCCUUCAGUACCCCACCUACACGUACAGUGUACUGCUGGGUCUCACCGUCAGUGUGGGAGGUAUCACUGGUUUCCUGGUGAAGCAUUCCAGUUCAGCACUGUACAAUUACCUGAGGAACCUUGCCAGGGAUAUCCCAGAGCUCACUAGGCUUACAUCCACCCUUACAAAGGUGUUCAGGGACUACCAGAAAGUUGACAGGGUUUCCCUGCCCAUGUUGAAGAUGCUGGAUCAGCUGUUGUCCAAGGGCUGCUUUGAUCCUCUGAUCACAUUAGAAAGUCAUCCAUUCACCCUGGAGUUGUUUCAACUUGUUAAAACAGAGGUCACACAUUGUGGAGAUCCACAGAAGCUGCUAGCCAGUGCCGAUGUGUAUUGCGGUCUGCUACAGUUCCCAGGAAGUGUUAGAGCUAAGUGUCUCUCCAAUCUCUGCAUAUUCCUAUGCCAUAGAUUCCCCAGGAUAAGGAAGACCACAGCUAACAAGCUGUAUGAGGUACUGGUGACGUAUGAUGACAUUGCCCCGGCAGAGAAUGUAGACGAGUUGGUGGCCCUGCUCAGUGAGACUGUUUGGGAUGAGGAAUCAUUGGAAACCAUUCGACCAAUCAGAAACAGCAUCUGUACUCUUCUUAAUGUCCCAGUGCCAGUCCCCUUGAAAAAGAAGGAGGCAGCUGCUGUUGACAUGUGAUGGUCAUACUGAGAAGACAAACAAAACCCUCACAACAUCAACUGUUCACUACUCAUAGUCAUAUUGUACUGAAAUACUAAGAACAUCUGUUGUAGGAUACCCGAGGAGUUUUGUAGUUUAGUCUAUUUGGAAAUACACUCAUGAAAUGCUUCCAUUUGGUUUUAUUCUGCAUUUUGUAUUGCUUGGUUGUUAUUGUUUCUUGUGGCCUGACAACUAAUUACAUGUAAAUGAACAAAUUUUUAACUUUUUGUAAAGUACACAUUUGUAUGGUAGUACUACACAAUUGUAUGGUACUGUAUUAAUCCAUCUUAGUUUUGUUAUGGUUAACAUGUGGCAGCACAAUUUCUGUGAUAAAUCUCUCCUAUGUGCUGCUUUCUAUGUUUGAUAUAUGCCAGACUGAUGGAAUAAAAACUGAACAAACCAAUGAA
Messenger RNA from Dreissena polymorpha, 4068 nucleotides. Its product is annotated as tubulin-specific chaperone D-like. Gene Ontology annotation, cellular component: lateral plasma membrane. Lineage: Eukaryota; Metazoa; Mollusca; Bivalvia; Myida; Dreissenidae. The record is from RefSeq and is a predicted model, not a curated record. Gene Ontology annotation, biological process: post-chaperonin tubulin folding pathway; microtubule cytoskeleton organization; bicellular tight junction assembly. Gene Ontology annotation, molecular function: GTPase activator activity; beta-tubulin binding. The transcript is spliced from 36 exons. Bases 65 to 3640 code for a protein of 1191 amino acids.